AUGUCGGCCCCAGCGAAUGCGUAUAAGGAGCUCGCCCAUAUCCUCCAAAGCAGAGGCGAUCGCACCCUUGAGAUCGAGAUUCUGCCGCCGGAUCUUGGACCACUCCUUCAAGAUGGAUGUUCGGUAGGCAUCACCAAGAAAUACCUGGUGCAGGCCUUUGUCGCUGCACGGAGCAUUUUUUUCAAGCAUCUGGGUUCCGUUUCCAACCUCAGGACUCCCGUGGUCGAGGGCGAUGCCACUUCUUACGAUGAUCCGUCCAUCGCCUCGGAAAUCAUCUUGCUCUUCGACUGCGAGCAUCUUACAGCGUGUAAUUGGCGGAAGAAGCAGCUCGAUGCUCUGAUCCGCCGCCAGGACCCCCAGGACUCAAAUGACGCUGACCGAGAGAGACUGGUGCGCGACUUGGAAACAGAACGCUCGCUCUUGACGACCUAUCUUUGUUCCCCGCUGCAUCGGCAUACCAAGUCCCCGACACUUUGGCAACAUCGCUUAUGGCUGUUGGAGCAUAUGCUCACGAUUUAUUCGUUGGAUGUGCCAUCUCAACCACUACAAACUGCUCCUCUCCAGCCGAAGACGCCUCUGAAUCUCGAGCAGAAGAUAUACGAACUAUUUCAGGUGGAACUGACGGUUGUUCUCCGCGCCGGGGAGCUGCAUCCGCGAAACUACUACGCUUUCAGCUCCAUGCGCCAGCUCCACGCUGCCAUGGCCGGUAAAUUGGAUGAGAUAGAGGAUAUUACAGACAGCGCCUCCCGGCUGGCGUUGGCAGUCACCGACCGCACUUUGGACUGGUGCCUUGCCCAUCCGACGGAUAUCUCUGGUUGGAUGUUCAUGCUUUAUCUGCUGGAGGCUAUUCCGGACAAUAACAUACACCUGAAUAUUAUUGACAAAGCCGUUAUGUUUGGUCUGCAUGUCCGGUGGGAGGGUGAAAGUCUUUGGACGUUUGUCCAGUUGGCAAGUAGGGUGCUUGGUGUGGAGGAGGCUGUCUGGGAACAUCUCAACACAAACCAGCCGCUUGAGUUGAUAGAUUUUGCCCAGGUGAAUCACGAGAGAAAGAAUGGCCUAGUAACUCUGCAGAAAUCAUGGAAGACCUGGAUGGCCAGAGCGAAGGAUUGUUGGACUGUUGACCGACCGACUGGGGGCAUCGGCGCCACUGGGUGA
This is a messenger RNA of Aspergillus clavatus NRRL 1, 1155 nucleotides long. RefSeq lists its product as uncharacterized. The transcript has a single exon. The coding region runs from base 1 to 1155 and encodes 384 amino acids. Gene Ontology annotation, cellular component: cytoplasm. Lineage: Eukaryota; Fungi; Ascomycota; Eurotiomycetes; Eurotiales; Aspergillaceae. The record is from RefSeq and is a predicted model, not a curated record.